Molecule: messenger RNA, 3236 nt
Organism: Epinephelus fuscoguttatus (brown-marbled grouper)
Lineage: Eukaryota; Metazoa; Chordata; Actinopteri; Perciformes; Serranidae
Product: SPRY domain-containing SOCS box protein 4
Exons: 4
Coding region: 411-1286 (291 amino acids)
Biological process (GO): proteasome-mediated ubiquitin-dependent protein catabolic process
Cellular component (GO): SCF ubiquitin ligase complex
Molecular function (GO): protein binding
Source: RefSeq, a predicted model, not a curated record
UUUCAUUUUUCUCUUCUUGUUGUAUAAAAGUCCGAGUUUGAUCCUUUUCUUGUGUUUCGCCAUUUAUGUUUACAUCCAUUACAGGACGCGAUAGACGAAAGAAAACCAGAGGGGAAUAAUUAUAAGAGCUCUGUGUGGCGUCAAUCUGAGAUGAUGGACUGUGCUGUUCCCGUCUCGGAGGUCGUCCACAGAAACAUACUGUAAGCAAGACACCGGAGCGGGAGGCGCGGUUACGUUCGCGAGCCGCGAUAAGACGCACGAGAUGUGUGAUAAGAGACUGUUAUAAACACACAGAAAGAGGAUGUCUGCAAACAGCCUCAACGAAGGAUUCAGCGACACAGCCGUUCUCCUCUGACAACACUUAGCAGCGACCCUGCCUGUGUGUUCAGCUGUACAGACUGUUUGUACCAAUGGGUGUCUCACUGUCAGUUCGGCUGUACAGCAGGGCAGACGAUAGCCCUCCCUCCUCUUCAUCAGCUUUCCCUCCACUGGCCGUCCCCACAUCCUCUCGUCUGGCUGUCACUCUGAACUCCUCUCCUGUUGCUCCAGGAGACAGUCGUUCACACUGGAGCUCGGUCCACUGCUCUCCUCACUUCCUACUGUCUGCCUGCAAACAGGAAGUGACACGAUCACCCGCUGAGCUGAGCAGCGACGGGGUGAGGGCAGAGAUGGGGGUGAAAAGCGGGCUUCAUGUUUGGGAGGUGUUGUGGAGUCCCGACCACAGAGGGAGUCAUGCCGUCAUGGGCAUCACUAUGCAGAGCUGCCCUUUGCAGGCCUCAGGGUACACUGUGCUGAUUGGUGGAGACUCACAGUCCUGGGGCUGGGAACUCAAAACCAAUCAGCUGUGGCAUGCUGGACAGAGACUGGGACUUUACCCAGGAACAAGAACGAGGUGCCACUCUGAGGCCGCUGAGGACUUAAGCACACAGUCUUCGACUUCAUUACACACAAAAGUGGCAAGGACACCUCUCCCAAUCCCUGAGCGCGUCUUGUUGGUCCUGGAUGCCGAUGCAGGAACUCUGGGAUUUGUUGUUGAUGGCAGCUAUGUUGGCGUAGCCUUUAGAGACCUUCCUCGUGGAGUGGAGCUGUUCCCAGCAGUGAGCAGCGUGAGAGGAGGAGCCAGCAUACGACUACGAUACUUGAACGGCGCCACACGUGAUCCCCCUGCACUGAUGGCUUUAUGUGGGCUGUCAAUUCGCCAGCUUUUAGGGGAACAGAGGCAGAAUCAAAUUGGCAAGCUGCCUCUACCCUUUCGUCUCCAGCACUACCUGAUUUCUAGUCAAUAAUGUACAAUUAUACUUGCGCGCACACACACACGCACACACACACACACACACAUACACACACAGUAGGAAACAGUUUGACAAUCACUUAAGUGUUAUAGACCGAAACACAAUGUUUAUUUACAAGAAUGUACAGGUAGAAAACCCUUGUGUCAAAUUUAUAAAGUCAAAUGGCACUGAGUGAACGCUGCCUCAAUUAGUUUUUAGCCACCUAAAAAAGAGGCCUAUCAAAAAAAAAUCAAUAUCAGUUGAGGUGUACGUUACAUUUAGAGUAUUUCACCACUUUACCUUGCCACCAGACAGCCUUUUGGGAGAGGAACUGAAGCCGUUAAGUCAAAGCCCUCAGACCCCAUCGACAAAAUGAGUAGUUUUACUUAGCAAAACUGAUUGCUGGUGUUCCACAGCCUCGAUUUGUUAGUGUGUAAGAUAAAGCGGCGCAAAUAUUCACUCACUUUUACACUGAAACUGAUUUUUUUGAUGGUUAAAUACCUUUUGCUGCGGCCCUGUCCACAGCAUUACAUUACUUAUCUUCCUUGCCAAUAGAUUUGCUUUAUCAAAGACACUAUUGAAGCAACGAAGUACAUAAAAUACGCACAGCAGACAUGUCAGAUAGGUCUGACCACCAUGUUUAACUACAUAUAUAUAUAUAUAUAUAUAUAUAUAUCUUUAAAUGGUUUAUUUAAGGCAGGAAUUGCAUUUUCUUCUCAUCUCCGCAAUCUGUGUGAUUGUUGUGUUAGCGUCACAGUGAUUCGGUCGAUAUGAAAAGUGAUGCACUGCUUUCUUCCACCUCCACAACAUUUCCAGACUCCGCCCAUCACUGUCCCAAUCCAGCACUGAGGUCCUGGUCCAUACAUUUGUCACAUCGCGUAUUGACUAUUGUAAUGCAGUACUCUCUGGCCUUCCCACCAAACUCAUUACCAGGCUUCAGAUCAUUCAAAACUCUGCUGCUUGGAUCAUUACCUGCACCAAAUCAUCUGACCACAUCACUUUCAUUCUCAUCCAACUACACUGGCUCUCUGUUCAGUACUGGAUUGAUUAGAAAAACCUUCUGCUCAACAGCAUAACAUCCUUCAAAUCCUGUCUCAGAACCUACCUGAUCAAACUGGCCUAUGCACUUUAACACUGUCUGUACCCUCUGCAACCCCAACUAUUACAUCCAUGUGAUAUUAUUGCCAGACAAAUGUAUUUAUUAUUCAUUUUAUUUAUUACAAUAUAUAUAGUUCACUGCUGAGAUUUUGAAAUGUUUCUGGAAACUACAAAAGCUUUAAAUCAUUCACAGUGAGCUGAGAGGAAUUUAAAGGCACUCCUGACUUGUGGAGUGUCUCUUUAACUCUGUUUCUUUCUUUGUGUGUAAAAUAAAUGGCCCCCGUUUAAAUCUAACAUCAUUAUUGCUGUUUCAAUCCUUUUGUGAAUGUUAGAAGGAGGGAAAAUAAGAUCAGUUCAGUUGUUUUGUUUGGUGGCAUGGAUGCUUUUAGAGGCUUUUAGAAAACAUACAUCACAUUCAGGAGAAAAUUAUUAUGAAGAAACAGUGACUGUCGCUGUUCCUGCAAAACAACAAACAUUAAGCUAAAACCUUUCCCUGCAGGGGGUUAUAUAAAUGCCCAUUUGCUUUCACUGACUGAAACCUGCCUGAUAUACAGGUGGAAGAAAUAACAGAGUAAUACUGACAACAUUUUUUAAUAUGGGCUCAGUCUCCCAGGUUAAGGGGUGACCAAAUGACGCCAGUUAGGGAAUUAAAAUUGUGUUGAUGCCUGUAAAGAUUCAGAGAGCCUAAGAUGUGUGAUUUAAAUAUUUUCAUUAAACUCUGUCAUUACUCCACUUUGCUCAAAGGUGCAGUCAUUUUGGGAAAGUAUUAUGCACGAUAUAUAAUGGAUGGUAGUCUUCAGGCCAGGAGAAUGAUUGCUCUCUUUAAAAAAUAUAUACAAAAGCUGUCUGUGAGCUUAUGGUUGAAGG